Molecule: messenger RNA, 610 nt
Organism: Rosa rugosa (rugosa rose)
Lineage: Eukaryota; Viridiplantae; Streptophyta; Magnoliopsida; Rosales; Rosaceae
Product: chaperone protein dnaJ 1, mitochondrial-like
Exons: 5
Coding region: 1-318 (105 amino acids)
Biological process (GO): protein folding
Source: RefSeq, a predicted model, not a curated record
AUGGGACUAUACCAAAAGGGGGUUCAGCCUGGAGAACACGUGGUACUAAGAGGCAAAGGACUACCGAAGCAUGGUUUCCUAGUUCACCAUGGAGACCAAUAUGUUCGCUUUCGAGUCCAGUUUCCGACUAAAAUAAAUGAACGAAAACAUGCGAUAUUAGAAGAAUUUGUGAAGGAGGAGAUAAUUCAUGGAAACAGCAACUCCAACGAUAAAGACUGGUUUCAGCGGAUAAUUGAACGUGUUAUGGGUCAGAGAUUUGUGCUUGACUUCUUGAUAUUCUUAUUGAUCCUUUUUUUGCUGAGCAAAACCACGGGCUGACUGUUGGCGCAAGGCGAUUCGAUCAAGAUACAUAGGCCAAUUGUCAUUGCUGUAGAGAUUUGCUGACUUUUCCAUUCUUUGGAGUUCUGUUUAUCGAAGGUACCAAUUUUAUUCCCACACCCCAAGUUAUUGGCAUAGUUCAUUGUCUGCACAUUGCUUUUCCUUUUAUUUUAGUCUACUACUUUCUCAUUUUACAAUGUUCUUCCAAAAAAUUGUUGAAUAGAAGUGGCUACCUUAUGUUUAACAAGUGAUUGUCUUGUAUAAUUCUCUAGAAAUCUUCAUACUGAAUCUC